CUGACAGGAGGAGCGGACUGUGCGCCGCCGUCGAGAGGAAACACCGCACAGAUGAAGGGACCUUUGCGGAUAACGAUCAUAUAUUCCUUCGUUUGAUUAUUGCUACUCAUCAAUCAACACAUUCCUCACAUCUCUUACACCGGUAUCGCACAUUUGCUGUGGGUCUUUGAUUUGGAGGACUUGCCUGUUUUUCCUCCGGGAGGCUGAAUGGAAGCCGAGGGAGCGGUCGGGCUGUCGGAGGCCGGGGACGGGAGCCCGCUAUCCGGGGCCGCAGCAUCCGAUGAUGGGGACACGGUGGUCGGUGUUAGCUACGGGAUAGACGCCGCAGACAUGGCUCUCGUGACAAGAAAGUCCCGACUCAUCUCUGCUAGCAAGGAAUCAGUGAGCAGGCUAGGAGCUAACCGAGUAGAAGCAGACGCUGCUGCAAAGAAAGCCUUCAUCACAGAGAUGCCCUCAUCCUCAGGCCAGCCCGGUCAGGGGAAGAAAAUUGGUCACAGAGGAGUGGAUGCAUCAGGGGAAACAACUUACAAGAAGACCACAUCCUCAGCCUUGAAAGGUGCCAUUCAGCUGGGCAUUGGUUACACGGUUGGCAACCUGAGCUCGAAGCCUGAGAGAGAUGUGUUAAUGCAAGACUUCUACGUGGUGGAAAGCAUCUUCUUCCCCAGCGAAGGCAGCAACCUCACUCCAGCCCACCAUUUUCCUGACUUCCGCUUCAAAACAUACGCUCCCGUGGCCUUCCGCUACUUCAGAGAACUGUUUGGCAUCAGGCCAGACGACUACCUGUAUUCUCUAUGUAAUGAGCCGCUGAUCGAGCUGUCCAACCCUGGAGCGAGUGGCUCCGUCUUCUACCUAACAAAGGACGACGAGUUCAUCAUCAAGACUGUGAUGCAUAAGGAGGCCGAGUUCUUACAAAAACUGCUGCCUGGAUACUACAUGAACCUGAACCAGAACCCUCGCACUUUGCUGCCCAAGUUUUUCGGCCUGUACUGCGUUCAGUCGGGUGGGAAGAACAUCCGCGUGGUGGUGAUGAACAACGUCCUCCCUCGUGCAGUUCGCAUGCACCUCAAAUACGACCUGAAGGGCUCCACCUACAAGAGGCGAGCGUCCAAGAAGGAAAGAGAAAAGGCCAGGCCAACUUUCAAAGACCUGGACUUCAUGCAAGACCUGCAGGACGGACUGAUGCUGGACCAAGACACUUACAACGCUCUGGUCAAGACCCUACAGAGAGACUGCCUGGUGCUGGAAAGCUUCAAGAUCAUGGACUAUAGUCUGCUGCUUGGGGUUCACAACAUGGACCAGGCAGAGAGGGAGAGGCAGAUGGAGGGCUCCCAGGGCGGCAGUGAUGAAAAGAGGCCCAUAGCCCAGCAGAAGGCCCUGUACUCCACAGCCAUGGAGUCCAUCCAGGGAGGAGCCGCCUGCGGAGGGUCCAUCGAUACUGAAGACACGAUGGGCGGCAUCCCUGCUGUGAACGGAAGAGGAGAGAGACUUCUUCUCUUCGUCGGAAUCAUCGACAUCUUGCAAUCCUACAGGCUAAUCAAGAAACUGGAGCACACGUGGAAGGCCCUGGUUCAUGAUGGGGAUACCGUGUCAGUCCACAGGCCAGGCUUUUACGCCGACAGGUUCUUCAAGUUCAUGAGCAGCAAUGUGUUCAAGAAGACCUCCUCUCUGAAGUCAUCCCCAUCCAAGAAGGGCAGAGUGUCGUUGACGGUGCCUAAGUUAACCGGUCCAGGUGCAGCGUGGUCAAUCAGCCAGCUUCCCUCUGAGAGAGACGAGAAUAUCUACGACCUGAGAGGAGCUCGCAGCUUCCCUACACUGGAGGACGAGGGACGACCAGAUCUCCUCCCAUGCACCCCUCCAUCGUUUGAAGAGGCCACCACAGCCUCAAUUGCCACCACUCUUUCUUCCACCACCUCUCUGUCCAUCCCCGAGAGAUCCCCCUCUGACACAGCCGAACAUCCUCGCUACAGGAGGCACACCCAGUCUCUCAGCCACGACGGGAGGACCCAGGAGGAGAUGCGUGUGCGUGAGGAGGAUCAGCAGACCAUCACAGUGGAGGUGGAGUUGAAGAGACCUGACAGCGAGCCCACCAUUUCUGUGCCACAACCUCCUGAAACCAGCGAGGUCAAAGAAGCAGCUGCUGCUGAGCCUCCUGAUGCAGAUGCAGCUGCAGCAGCACCUUCCAGCUCUUCAUCAGCACCUGAAGAAGCCACGGCCCCUUCCCCUGCCGUGGCCUCCUCCUCAACCGCCCCUCCCGCGGCCUCUUCUCCAGAAGCAGCUAAGGAAGCCCCGACCAGUCCUAAGGUGGUGGUGGAGGCACGCAGGGCAAGCCAGGUGUCCGGCUCUGGGUGCACCAGCCAGGCUUCAGUCGAUGAUGAGGAUGACGUGCCAAUCACAGAUAUCUACUUUCCUCCAGAGGACAGGACCUGGGUGUACUCUCCGCUACACUAUGGCUCAGAGUCUAAGGCCCUGCCAGAUGGGGAUUGGGAAGGAGAGACAUAAACCCUGUUCUCUGGUAGAGAGGAGUGAAUGUGUCAGUGAGGGGAGGACUCUGCGGUGUGAAGUCCAGAGCUCAGCAGUAGCAGCAGGAUCUCUUUCUAAACCAGGAUUUUAAACAUGCAUACAGAAACUGAACACAAUGAGGGGGGAAAAAAAGACUUGACUACCAGAGAGGGAAAAACCUGACAGUGACGACAUCCCUGAUGUCCAACCAUCCCUGCCUUUCACCCUUUGACAAAUUAAGAUUACAUCAGUUGAAUUACAUUGUGUAUGUGUGAAAUACAGUAGUGCAUACACACAUAUUGUCUUGUUUGUUUGACAUACAUAGAAGGCCAUAGUAUCUUACUGUGCUUAUGAAAAGUAUUCAUCCUCUUUGAAGUUUGGGUGUUUUAUUGUCUUACAACACUGAGUCAGAGUACAUCCAGUAUGGAUAUAAAACAAUGACAUAAAUAAGGAAUGAUUAGGUAAAACAAAACAUUUUUAAUUCACAAUAACCUAAAUUAUUUUGGUUUCACAGACAGAAAAAAGUAAUAAUGUUACCAUCAUCUUCAUAAAGCACAUCUAGAGAUAAGGAAAACAAAUUGAUAAUAUAUUAUUGAAAACAUAAUAAUGAAUAGAGCCAUCCAUACAUUCCAAAUGACUGUGUUAAUGUUGUGACAAACACUGCAUGAAGAAGAACUUUCCAAGCUAUAUUGCAGAAAGGUUAUUGAAAGUGAAAUAAGGAAGGCGGGGGUGGGAGAAAGCGAUUGUUUUUUUUCCUUAGGGUCAAUCAAUAUUUGGGGAAGGGGUACGGUUUUGAUUUGGAUCACUUUUGGAUAUUUGAUUAUUUUUGUAUUACUCAGUUUAAAUAGAUUCCAUGUAUCAAGACAACGAAACAUAACCUCAAACUACAGUGAAUACUUUCACUAGGCAGUGUACAUUAUGAUCUAGUUCAUGCAGCUCAACCCUUUAGCAUUCACUCCUGCAGAGCAGCACACUGAAAGUUGCUUGCACAAGUAAGUGGUCAGGAGUGUGUUGUUGUUGUAGGGCUCUGCUUGCAUUAGUAGAAACAGACUUAGAAUGAUAGCCAUCACAUGGCCAAUCAAAGUCUUCAUGUUUCCAGGAAGUGAAUUUAUGCAGUUGAGGUCACUGAGUGGAGAGUUGAACACCUAGUUUACUUUAGAAAAGACUUAGAGUGAUCUGAACAGGUUUUUCUUCAUAACAUUAUUAUUUAUUAUUUAUAUCAAACUUUUUGCAUCAUUUUUUAAAGACUUUUUUCUUCUGCUGUUUUACCACUGUGAACUUUAUUUAAUUGCUUUCUUUGUAUUUUUUUCUAAUCUUCAUUGUCAUUGGUACUUUUUCACUCUGAAAUGCUUCAGUGUUUUUCUUUUACAUCCAAAGACCUUUGUUUUGAUAAUCAUUCAUUACUGCGGCUUUUUACUAGAUUCCCAGUUUGUGUUUUUACAUCAUGUGUUAAAUGUAUGAAUUAAGUGUUAUGACUUUUAUCACUACAUCACUUGUGGAAAUAUCUGAGGCUUUCGACUUUAGCCCUCAAAAAAAAGAAGGGGAUCCACUGCGACACUAAGUCAGCAGGCUUUGUCUGCCAUCAUGGUAAUAUUCAAAUCAUCAUAAUUACUUCCAGUGUUGCCCUAUUUUUCAACAGACUGACUUGAAUCAUUUGUAACAAGUGUUCCAUAUUUUCAGUUUUGUGUAGCUGGAAAAGUAAUCAGCAUAUCAGUGAUAGUUGAUACAGUAUAUCUGGUCCCCCUCACCUCCCGACAAUAAAAAAUCUAUUGACUGGACAUUUCAAAUGUUUGUAGAUGUAGAGCAUCAGUUGUAGAAUUUGCAGUCAAUAUUGUACCUGUUAUCUGUAUAUUUGAAUGAACACAGUACAUGGCGGUGUUGACUUGGUAAGACACAGCAGUUUGUAAAUCGAUUGAAUGUUGUUUGCACUUAUCAAGAGGACCUGAAGAUGAACAAGUGAUAGAGGCCAAAUAAACAUACAUCACAUCAUCUUCGUUUCUGCUCACACAAGCUGAUCUUUGGACUGCGUUUAUGUUUCAAUUAUCAAGUGUGUGUGUGUGUGUGUGUGUUGGUGAAGUCAAUCACAGUCAUUGUAGUGUUAACUGUAGUCUCUCUGUGGCAAACAUCUUAGGACUCUCAAGUUAAACUUAAGUUAAAGUUCAACAAACUGUUGUUUUUUAAUCUCUCUUUGGGAACAGUUCCUUCAGUUAGUUUCUAUGUGUGUUUGUAUUUAAGGGAGGACACAUCAAUGCCAGACAUUAUUGAGUGAGACAGUUCAUUAUGAUAAUGUGCAGUGGCCAGUUGUUAUCAGUUUUGCUAUUGUUCAUCAGAUGGAGACCAUAGCAGCAAUAUUUUGUACAGUCUUGCUUUUAAGUUCAAUAUUAUUGCCUUAUUGAGAAAUUUACAUGUAGGCCUAUGGUUUAUAUUUUUUUCACUCGUGCUGUUGUAUUUAUUUUACUUUCUCAUAGUCGUGCUCCUGAGAAUGUGUACAUAAAAUUAUAAAUACAUAUAUAAAGAUAUACAAAUAUAUUUUCCAUUUGAAUCGGAGAAUAUUAUUUUUAUUUGGUUUUAUUUUUGCUGCUGGGCAAGAAAUGAUUGCAAUCAACCUAAUUUACUGUACCAUAUUCCUCUGUGUUAAAUGAGAUGCAGCUGCUGUAUAUUUACGGUCUAUAAACCACAGCUGUUUCUUUGUAAGAUAUCCAAAAUUCAAAGAUUUGUGGGUUUUACUGUACAUGCAAAUCAAUAGGGAUUCUUCCAACUGUUCCAGCUGUGUCGUGUAUGUGUUUUCAAAUCGCUGUGUGCCCUCAUCCAAUAGGGAGAGUCCUUUACAGAGACAAAGCAUGAUUUCAAAUGAAUAUGCAUAUCAGAAAUGUGUAUUUAUGUAUAUCUGUGUAUAUUCAUCUAUUUAUACGUGAGGAUAAAUAGAUGGCUGUAUGUGUGUGUGUUUGGACUCAAUCAGAAUGAAUACAAAAUAAAGCAGUUCUAUGAAUUGUUGUCUAUG
Messenger RNA from Notolabrus celidotus (New Zealand spotty), 5500 nucleotides. RefSeq names its product phosphatidylinositol-4-phosphate 5-kinase, type I, gamma a (gene pip5k1ca). Bases 208 to 2499 code for a protein of 763 amino acids. Gene Ontology annotation, molecular function: phosphatidylinositol kinase activity. The record is from RefSeq and is a predicted model, not a curated record. The transcript has 19 exons. Lineage: Eukaryota; Metazoa; Chordata; Actinopteri; Labriformes; Labridae. Gene Ontology annotation, biological process: phosphatidylinositol metabolic process.